AUGAGUGUCUGUGAGUUGGUGAGCGGCCGAUUGUCACAUGUUAAAACCCUUUUUACAGAGGAACUCUCUUGGGGCCACGCCUGUGGCGGCGAUGUCCUUUGAACUUGUCAACUCUGCCGUUUCUGGUCUUUUCGUCCAAAUAAUGAAAAGAAAAAUGCAAAGCUAAAGUUUCCGGAUAGAAUUCAAGUUUUUCCUGUGUAUUUUCGCUCUGACAUAAUUUUAUAGACCAAGCAAUGUGCGAAAAGUAUAUCAAAAAAUACACACUGUACUGUGUAAAAAAUAAUCAGAAUCUUAGACAAAAUAGCUCUGAAACUGAUCAGUAAAAAACUUCGAUCAAAAAUAAGCUCAAUUGGAGACACUGAAUUUGCCGUUUUUUGAGGGUCCAUAACUUUUUGACAGACGUAUUGGGCAACUUUUGAGACCAGAUUUAAAAUUAACGUGAAAAACUAAAUCUGGAAUAUUUGGUCUGAUUCAGAAGUCCCACUGCGUCCAAAGACCAUUCCCAGGUAAGUAAAUAUCAGUAAAAAAAUCAGAAAAAAAAUUUUUUGAGUCAGUCAAUUCAAUCACCAAUCUUUCAAAAAAAUGGGUCAAUUUUUUUAGUAUUAUUUUUCAAAAAUUUUAAAAAAAUCUGCCUGUACAUGGAAAUCCGCCCAGCACUUUAUUUCAACAAGAAAUCUCAUAAAAUUGUAAACCAUCGCAAAGAAUUUGCUUUUUAUAGGAAAAAGAGGGACUUUUUCCAUUCGACAGAAAAAUAGUUGAAAAAAUGAGAAAAAAGGAAAAGUUGAGGUGAGAUUGAAAAUAAAAUUCAAUUUUAGAAAAGUAAUCGCGUUGACUGUCACGUUUGAAAAUAAGAAAAAUGAAAAAGCUACCGUAAAUACGAACUUUUCUCUACACAACGGCAAGAAAAAACAGCAAAAAAAACUCUAUUCUUAUAAAAAUCUAAGUUCGUACCACUUGAUAGAAAAAUUGAAAGUCGUACCAUCUAAUAGAUAAAUAAUCAGAGAGAAAAGUAGAGCUUCCGAUUAAAAUUAUACCUUUUUUGGUUAAAAACACGAUUUUCAAAGCAGAAUGACGCAAUGUUGCGACCUUUGCUUGCCAUUCCGCGCAAAAUAAAAUCUAAAACUUGAUAAAUUUUCGCCAACUUUUCGUUAUUUUUGAGAACUGCGGGAUUUUCCUCAAAUGUUCAAGAAUAUUUAUUAAACAAUUUUCAAAUUUAUGUCUGAUAAAUUUCGCAGUAAGGCUUAGUAUCAACGACGAACAAGGAAAGGAGCCAGGAAAGUGUGCGUCAUGGAGAGCGGAUGCGACGGAUGACGUGGCGUUGCCCCAGGCGACGUCUCCUGCUCCUUCUCACGACUACACCUACCGCUGGCUGUAUUUGGCAAAACGGGCUGCCGACAAGGUGACUUAG
Messenger RNA from Caenorhabditis auriculariae, 1408 nucleotides. Lineage: Eukaryota; Metazoa; Nematoda; Chromadorea; Rhabditida; Rhabditidae. The record is from the annotation of a GenBank genome assembly.